Panicum hallii is the source of this 1277-nucleotide messenger RNA. Its product is annotated as homeobox-leucine zipper protein HOX28-like. The transcript is spliced from 3 exons. Gene Ontology annotation, biological process: regulation of DNA-templated transcription. The record is from RefSeq and is a predicted model, not a curated record. Gene Ontology annotation, molecular function: DNA-binding transcription factor activity, RNA polymerase II-specific; sequence-specific DNA binding. Bases 178 to 990 code for a protein of 270 amino acids. NCBI's taxonomy places the organism in Eukaryota, Viridiplantae, Streptophyta, Magnoliopsida, Poales, Poaceae.
UAUUUAUACCCCGCCCUCCCGCACAUUCCUUCCUCACCAACUCCGGCGGCCGGCGUGCAGCUAGCGGUGCUCGCUCCUACUCGUACGUAUCUUACGAUCUGCUUCCAGGCUCCAGCUCGCUAGCUAGUGCCGUCUUCGGACGCAACGCAAAGCAUACAAAGCUUAGCUUUGGUGAACAUGGCGCCUCAGAGCUUGGACCUUGGGCUGAGUCUCGGCCUGGGCCUGGCGGCGCUGCAGCCCAGCUUCUGCUACUCCGGCAAUGCCGCCGCCGCCGCGGCCGAGCGGGAGGCAAGCCCAACCGCGGCGGAGGAGAGGGAGAGGAGGUGCUCGCCUGCCGGCAGCCCGGUGUCGAGCGGCAGCGGAAGUGGUGGAAAACGUGCCGCGGCGGAGAGGUCGGCCGGCGCCGGCAGCGGCAGCGGCGACGAGGACGACGACGGGGCCGCGCGCAAGAAGCUGCGGCUGUCCAAGGACCAGGCCGCCGUGCUCGAGGAGUGCUUCAAGACGCACCACACCCUCACUCCGAAGCAGAAGGUGGCGCUGGCGAGCAGCCUGGGCCUGCGGCCGCGGCAGGUGGAGGUGUGGUUCCAGAACCGCCGCGCCCGGACCAAGCUCAAGCAGACGGAGGUGGACUGCGAGUACCUCAAGCGCUGGUGCGAGCAGCUGGCCGAGGAGAACCGCCGCCUCGGCAAGGAGGUCGCCGAGCUCAGGGCGCUCAACGCCGCGGCGGCCGCGCCGGCGCCGGCGCCCCCGCUGACCACGCUCACAAUGUGCCUCUCCUGCAGGCGCGUCGCGUCAUCGUCCCCCUCUAACGCUUCGUCCAGAAUUCCCGCCACGCACGCGCACGUCGCUGCCAAUGCUGGCGGCAUGGCGUCUCCGGCGGCGGCGACGUUGCCCGGACACAGGCAGUUCUUCUGCGGGUUCAGAGACGCCGGCGCGGCAGCGUACGGGACUUCAUCUGGGCUCGCAAAGGCUGUCAAGGCGGCCAGAUAGCCGUCCGCUGAUCUGAAAUUUGCUCUACUCUCAGAGUAGCUCCGUCGUCCGAGUCAUGGAAAUGGCGAAGUUACAACUGCAAAGCAAUUGUAGCUAAAAAGUUUGAAUCUUUCUGUAUCUUUUGAGGGAAAUGCAAAUGUAGUUUUUAACAAAGUUAGGAUCGGUUUGUUGAGUUCCCCUGAGGAUCGAUGUAAAUCCAUGUGAAAAGCUGUGGAAAUCAAUAACAGUAGACGAAGCUAACCCUCUGUACCAGAGUUUUGAUUAUCUAAUACUGAUGGAACGCCCCU